UUUCUCCGUAUUUCCUUCACCUCCGGCUAAAUCUCAGGCGAAGGAUCCGGCCGUGAGCUUGAUGUUUCGUUCUCCUCUACUUAUCUGGCGUGAAAGCUGAUCAUAAGUUAGUUGACUUGCCGCGAAACAUCUUUUGUUUGUCUGAAAAGUAAAUACGCACGCACACGGAGCAAAUCCAGGGCAAGUUUGGUGGGUUUUGUUUUGGAUUAGAGAGGUUAGGAGAAAUACAAUUUUGUUUGGUGGUUUCAAGUAUGCUACCUAGUGGGUUGAAAGAAACCCAACUCCGUGAGAGCAACAACAACCAAAAAGUCCAUCCUCAACCAAUGGAAGAGUCUAUCAAUCAGAACCCAGAAGCUAUGGAAGCACUUAUUUCUAAUCUCUUUGGGAACAUCUCAUCUUUGAAGUCUGCUUAUAUUGAGCUUCAAAGUGCUCAUACGCCUUACGAUCCCGAGAAGAUUCAGGCAGCCGAUAAAGUUGUUAUUUCUGAACUCAAGAAUCUUUCGGAACUGAAGCACUUUUACAGAGAGAAUAACCCCAAACCUGUGUGUGUCUCUCCACAAGACUCUCGUUUAGCUGCAGAGAUCCAAGAACAGCAGAGUCUCUUGAAGACUUAUGAGGUUAUGGUGAAGAAGUUUCAGUCUGAGAUUCAGAACAAGGAUUCUGAGAUCACGCAGAUGCUGCAGAAGAUUGAAGAAGCAAACCAGAAACGACUUAAGCUUGAGAAGAAUCUCAAGUUAAGAGGAAUGUCUGCAAACGAAGGCUCUGGUGGAGAUGGCAAUUUGCAAUUUCCUGACUUAACCACCGAACUCUUCAUAUCUACUUAUGAAACUGCUGCUAAAGCUGUGCAUGAUUUCUCCAAGCCGCUAAUCAACAUGAUGAAAGCUGCGGGAUGGGAUCUUGAUUCUGCAGCCAAUUCCAUUGAACCUGAUGUUUCUUACGCCAAGAGGCCUCACAAGAAAUAUGCAUUUGAAUCAUACAUAUGCCAAAGGAUGUUCAGUGGGUUUCAGCAGAAGAAUUUCUCAGUAAACUCAGAGAGUAGUAUGGUUAUGGCUGAUGACGACACAGACACCUUCUUCCGCCAGUUUCUUGCUCUGAAGGACAUGGAUCCACUAGAUGCUCUAGGUACUAACCCUGAUUCCAACUUUGGUAUAUUCUGUAGGAGCAAGUAUCUCAUCUUGGUCCACCCAAAGAUGGAAGCUUCCUUCUUUGGAAAUCUAGACCAGCGUGACUACGUGACAGGAGGUGGGCACCCGAGGACUGCAUUUUACCAGGCCUUCUUAAAACUUGCAAAGUCGAUAUGGAUCUUGCACAGGCUUGCUUACUCGUUUGAUCCAGCUGCAAAGAUCUUCCAAGUUAAGAAGGGUAGUGAGUUCUCUGAUUCAUACAUGGAGAGUGUUGUGAAGAACAUAGUUGUGGAUGAAAAAGAGGAGAAACCAAGAGUUGGUCUAAUGGUUAUGCCUGGGUUUUGGAUUGGUGGCAGUGUGAUUCAAAGCCGAGUUUAUGUUUCAGGUGUCAAGGUCCUUGAGUGAAGGAUCUCAGGAACUGUCACUAUGUUGUGCAACUUUUAUUUCCUCUUUGCUAUAAUUAUAUUCUCAGAAGCCUACCUGUAUCAUCUAUCUAUUAUCCAAAAAGAAAAAAGUUGUUGUCUUCCA
Messenger RNA from Capsella rubella, 1652 nucleotides. Its product is annotated as protein GRAVITROPIC IN THE LIGHT 1. Gene Ontology annotation, biological process: negative gravitropism; response to red or far red light. Bases 252 to 1529 code for a protein of 425 amino acids. Lineage: Eukaryota; Viridiplantae; Streptophyta; Magnoliopsida; Brassicales; Brassicaceae. The transcript has 2 exons. The record is from RefSeq and is a predicted model, not a curated record.